Messenger RNA from Grammomys surdaster, 417 nucleotides. Its product is annotated as NFU1 iron-sulfur cluster scaffold homolog, mitochondrial-like. The record is from RefSeq and is a predicted model, not a curated record. The annotation marks the transcript as partial. NCBI's taxonomy places the organism in Eukaryota, Metazoa, Chordata, Mammalia, Rodentia, Muridae. The transcript has 3 exons.
GCGUCGGACAUGAAGGAGGCGGGUCCGCGCAAGCGCACUGGCUCGGAAGUGAUGGCGGCAGCCGAGCGGGCGUGGGGAGCAGCGGUCGGUGUAGCCCGGCUGUGCAGGCGGUUCUGUCACGUGGUGGCUCCACACACCUGUAAGAAACAACCUCUGCAUCAAUAUGUACAGAGACCACUUUUCCCGAUUCGUGCACCCUUGUGUAACACAGUACGAUUCAUGUUUAUUCAAACACAAGACACCCCAAAUCCCAACAGCCUAAAGUUUAUACCAGGAAAGCCGGUUCUUGAGACGAGGACCAUGGACUUCCCCACACCAGCUGCGGCUUUCCGUUCCCCUCUGGCCAGGUACUGUUUCUGCUGGCUUUUACCAGGAAGCAAAGCAGCCCUCUGUGGUUUAGGCAGCCUUGCAGAGCUG